This is a messenger RNA of Arctia plantaginis, 1221 nucleotides long. The record is from the annotation of a GenBank genome assembly. NCBI's taxonomy places the organism in Eukaryota, Metazoa, Arthropoda, Insecta, Lepidoptera, Erebidae.
AUGUCUGUAAGCAGUCCAGACGGAUCAAAAGGUGAUGGCGAAAUAUUUUUUGGAAAGAUGACACUUGAAGAAGUGAAAAAACGUCUCUUUUGGAAUCUAAAACCAUGUGCUUCAAGUGCUGUGAACAGUCCCAGGGAGUAUGAGGACCACAAUACUAGUGUAAAAAUAUUAGAAUCUCAUUCAGCCCCUAAUUUAUUAUCCGUUAAAGAUUCUGUUAAAGAUAAAAACUGUUCAGAAACAGUUACUUCAGGGUGGGACAUGAGGGAAGAUGACAGUUUUAUUAAAUUAGAAAAUAUGGUGGCUAAACUGUGUGUGUCACCAGGACCACCCAAUUGUAGUAAGCCUGAAGAGCUGAAUAAUACAUUAGAAGUUAUUGAAUACAUUUUGAAUAACCCUCCAAGUGAUAACAUUAAUAAUGAAAUAAUGACUGAUGUAAAACCUGUACUGAAAACUGAGAGUGAAGUAUUAAAUGAAGUUUGUUUAAAGAAAUUACAGCAUAUAUCUCCACAGAAGAGUGUCAAGGUAGAACAAAAUAUUCAGAAAGACUCACCAGAAGUACUUCGGAAUACUCCACAGAUGGGUGUUAAAUUAGAACAAACUAUUCACAAAGACUCGACAAAAGUACCUCUAAGUACUCCCGUGAAAUCUCAAAGGAAAUAUGCGAAAGAAAUUGCUGGAUUCAUGACACCAGUAGGUACAAAGACUAAACCAGUUUUUAAGACACCUGCUCAACCACUUUCACUUAAGAAACCUUCUGUAACAUCUUUAAAAAAAACUCCGAGCUAUAAAUCAAAUGCCUAUGAACAUAUCAGCAGUCCAGUAGCCUCUUACAUUAAAAACUGCCCUAUUGUGCCAUUAGUUAAAGAUGUGCACCCAAAGAAACCAUUACCUGGCCCAUCAUCUAUCCCAAAAUUUAAGAAUCAUGUAGCAGUUAAAGCAAGUAAUAAAGAAAAUAUCAAUUUACCAUCAGUAGCAUAUAAAAGUGCAAAGAAAACAAAAGUGAUUGACCUGCCUGAUGAACAGAAACUGCCACAAAGUCAGUGGGCGAAAAAAAUUAUGACGUCUUUACCAAGACCAGUGGUGAUGAAGCAUGAUCAUAGAGAAAUUAAUUUCGCAAAGAGAAGACUUCUGUCACAACAAGAGGACAGUUUUGCUGACCUCCCAUACCAACAGGCAGAGGUCUCUAUAUGUACACAAAAAACAGCUUUUAAGAACAAUUAG